GGCUGCGGGCGGGGACAGGCGCGCGCGGGCCGCGGCGGAGCCGGAGCCUGCGAGAAGAGCUCGCGGGGGGCCCGGGCGGCGCUAUUUCUCCACCCCCGCAAAACAAUGUGCGGCGUGCGGCCGGGAGCAACUUGCCCGGGGCGGCGGGGGCGCGCCGAACCCGCUUGAGACCGCGCCGCUGACCUCCCCCCACGCCGUCCGUUGGUCCGGAGCGCCCAGCUCCUUGCUCCCAGCUCGCGGGGGCCGGGCCGAGCCGCGGGGCGGGGCCGCCCCUUCGUCGCUGCAGCCUCCUCCCCCAUCCCCAGCCGCGGAGGAUGCGGACGGCCCCCGGCGGCGUCUAGCGGCCCGGGCCCAGGCGCGAUGGUGCAGCAGCGGGGCGCGCGGGCCAAGCGGGACGGCGGGCCGCCGCCCCCGGGGCCCGGGCCGGCGGAGGAGGGGGCGCGCGAACCCGGCUGGUGCAAGACCCCAAGCGGCCACAUAAAGAGACCGAUGAACGCGUUCAUGGUGUGGUCGCAGCACGAACGGCGGAAGAUCAUGGACCAGUGGCCCGACAUGCACAACGCCGAGAUCUCCAAGCGCCUGGGCCGCCGCUGGCAGCUGCUGCAGGACUCGGAGAAGAUCCCGUUCGUGCGGGAGGCGGAGCGGCUGCGCCUCAAGCACAUGGCGGACUACCCGGACUACAAGUACCGGCCGCGCAAGAAGAGCAAGGGGGCGCCCGCCAAGGCGCGGCCCCGCCCCCCCGGAGGCGGCAGCCGGCUCAAGCCCGGGCCGCAGCUGCCGGGCCGCGGGGGCCGCCGGGCGACGGGAGGGCCCCUGGGGGCCGGCGCGGCGGCGCCGGAGGACGACGACGAGGACGACGACGAGGAGCUGCUGGAAGUGCGCCUGGUGGAGACGCCCGGACGGGAGCUGUGGAGAAUGGUCCCGGCGGGGAGAGCCGCCCGGGGGCCGGCCGAGCGCGCCCAGGGUCCGCCGGGCGAGGGGGUGGCCGCGCCUGCAGCCUCCCCGACCCCGUCGGAGGAGGAGGAGCCGGAGGAAGAGGAGGAGGAGGCGGCCGCCGCGGAGGAAGGCGAAGAGGAGACUGUAGCAUCGGGGGAGGAGCCGCUGGGCUUUCUGUCCAGGCUGCCCCCAGUCCCCACCGGCCUGGACUGCAGCUCCCUGGACCGCGACCCGGACCUGCCGCCCGCCACGGGCACGUCACACUUCGAGUUCCCGGACUACUGCACCCCCGAGGUGACCGAGAUGAUCGCGGGGGACUGGCGCCCGUCUAGCAUCGCCGACCUGGUUUUCACCUACUGAGCCCACCGUCAGCGGGGCGCGCACGCCCCCAAACCAGCUGUUUACAUACAGGAAUCAGGUAUUGGGGCCCCUCGGAGGCCGAGGCUGGCACCCCACCUCCCGCGCAGCCUCCCCCCCCUUCCUGGAUGUGCCCAUCCCCCUAGAUCCAGACGCGCCCCUCCCCCACAGACACACCCCAAGGCAGCCCAACCCCCACCCUUUCCCUGACAUCCAAGCCCCUCCCCAUCCAGUCCUCGCCCGCACAGCCACCAGCAGCCAGCCCCCCCUCCGAAGCCGAUUCGCCCCCCUUUACAGACCUGCACCCCUCCCCCGCCCCCCCACCGCCUUCCUCUCGCCCUUCCUCGUGGCCGGAGGACACGCCCCCUCCCUCGCUCCGGAUUCCCUCCGCCCUGGCCUAGCCUGUCUUCGGGGUUCGGGGGGCGAUCCUGAGGGGCGGCCCUCCCACGCCCCUCCCCCCCAGCGCGACGGCCCGCCCCUCCGCUUAGGCCCGCCCUCCUGCGCUUGCGCAUGCCUAGUGCUACUUGGGAGGAGGGGGCCGAUCCCAGGCCAGAUGCAGGCUUCCUGCCGUUUGCUGGGUGAAGGAGGGCGGGGGGCGAGUGUAGAGCAAUCCUAAGAAAUCCUUUGAUCCCAGAGCCCGUGGCUCCCUCUCAACCCGACGGGGCGUCACUGCCUUAAUGGGAGGAGCACUGGGAAGGGAGAGAGCUGUCCGGGUGGGGCUAGUUUGAGCUUGGAACUCAUCUAAAGGCACGGCCCCUUUACUCCCCCUCCCCAUGGGGUUGUCCAGGCCCACCACACCCAAGGCUUCAACUGCCUUUACCGCCAAACUUGGUCCCCAGAGACGUCCCUUACUUGCCCCUGAGAGAUUUGGAGUCAGGUUUUUGCUUGGCAAAUUGAGAAAGGAAGGGGCUAUCCCAGAAAACUGUUGAGUUGAUGCACCCACCAAUCUGGAGACGGGUCCCAGCUGCUCCCUCCCCCACCCUGGGAAACGCCCUAUCAUCUCAGGGCACCUUCUCAGCCCGGGCUCCUCCCUAACGACUGUCCCUUCCAAUCACCCAAACCCAUCCACCAUUAUAGCUGCAGUAUUCAGUGGGAGAAACUGAGGCACGCUGGUGCUAGGAGCUUGGAGCGGCAGGAAAAAGUGGUUUGAGAGAAACCAUCGUCCCCGUCCUGGGGGACCGGAGAAGGAUGGGUAGAGGAGAGUGGACGUAGGCCGAUUGCAUCCCAGCCUUUUCCUGUGUGAAAUACGGACGGCGCUGCUGUUAGAAAAUCGUGUCCAGUUCAGGGUGUCCGUGGGAACCCUGCCCCCACGCUGUUACCCUCUUACCCCCUGGCCCCGGCCCCCUCCGGCCUCUCCCUCCACCCCCCUGCCCUCACUACCUGUAUCUCACCGGCGUGUGUUCACCCCCCCUGGGUGCUCACACAUUCUCAUUCACACACACAAAUCUCAGGAACAAACGGUCCCGGAGUCCUCGGGGACCCCUGCCCAGGGUCUCUGCAGGGCUCUGCCCCACGCGUUCCCUUCGCUGACAAAGCCACCAGCUGCCUCCUUUAAGCUUGGUGCUCCGGCUCUGGGCCUUUCUUGCGCUCUUCUUUUUCUUUUUCUUUUUCUUUUUUUCCUUUUUUUUUUUUUUUUAAGAAAACAACAAAAAGACAAUGAAAAAAAAUGUCAUGUGAGUGAAGAGAUGUCACUGUCUGUGGUCUUGGAGAACUAGUCUUGUAGCUGAGUUGGGGGGAUUCUCUCCCUCUGGGGCGCUGGCACCCACAGCAGGACUUGCGCCGGUCUGAUGCCAGGACUAAAUAAAGUGUAUUUGCCCCGAC
Dipodomys spectabilis (banner-tailed kangaroo rat) is the source of this 3114-nucleotide messenger RNA. RefSeq names its product SRY-box transcription factor 12 (gene Sox12). The record is from RefSeq and is a predicted model, not a curated record. The transcript has a single exon. Gene Ontology annotation, molecular function: RNA polymerase II cis-regulatory region sequence-specific DNA binding; DNA-binding transcription factor activity, RNA polymerase II-specific. Gene Ontology annotation, biological process: cell differentiation; anatomical structure morphogenesis; negative regulation of transcription by RNA polymerase II. Lineage: Eukaryota; Metazoa; Chordata; Mammalia; Rodentia; Heteromyidae. Bases 361 to 1296 code for a protein of 311 amino acids.